This is a messenger RNA of Saccostrea cuccullata (small rock oyster), 1189 nucleotides long. Its product is annotated as 3-hydroxyacyl-CoA dehydrogenase type-2-like. The transcript has 5 exons. The coding region runs from base 68 to 844 and encodes 258 amino acids. The record is from RefSeq and is a predicted model, not a curated record. Gene Ontology annotation, biological process: fatty acid metabolic process; androgen metabolic process; estrogen metabolic process. Lineage: Eukaryota; Metazoa; Mollusca; Bivalvia; Ostreida; Ostreidae. Gene Ontology annotation, molecular function: estradiol 17-beta-dehydrogenase [NAD(P)+] activity. Gene Ontology annotation, cellular component: mitochondrion.
AGACUAAAGAGCUAGUAGCACAAGAAAGGUAUCUCUAGUACGACUUAACAAAUUUCGGAAAGGAGGCAUGUCAAAGUUCACAUCGUUGAAGGGACUGGUGAGUCUUGUGACAGGCGGGGCGUCAGGCCUGGGUCGUGCCACGGUGGAGAGGUUCACCAGACAGGGAGCCCAUGUGAUUCUCUGUGACCUUCCCUCCUCUGAUGGCCAACAGGUCGCUAAAUCCCUGGAAAACUGCACCUUCCUCCCAGCUGAUAUAACCUCAGAAGGAGAAGUGAAGGAAGUGUUAAGAUCCACAAUGACGGAUUACAAAAAACUAGAUGUCCUUGUCAACUGUGCAGGGAUUGGGGUCGCCAGAAAAACAUACAACAUCCACAAAAACAAACCUCAUCCACUGGAGGAGUUUGAGAGAGUGCUCAAGGUGAACACCUUGGGAACGUUUAACGUGAUCCGACAGGCUGUAGUUCUCAUGGCACAGAAUGAACCAAACGAGGACCAGGCGAGAGGCGUGAUCGUUAAUACGUCCAGCGUCGCCGCGUUCGACGGACAGAUGGGACAGGUGGCUUACUCCGCCAGUAAGGCGGCCAUUGCUGGGAUGACGCUACCUCUAGCUCGCGAUCUUGGAGAGUACGGAAUCCGAGUCUGUACAAUUUGUCCAGGUGUGUUUGAUACCCCAUUAUUAGCAGCCUUACCUCAGAAGGCCAUAGAUGCCCUGACAUCAACAGUUGUGUUUCCUAAAAGACUCGGAAAUCCAGAUGAAUUCGCACAGAUGUGUCAGACAAUUGUAGAAAAUCCUUAUCUUAAUGGAGAAACAAUCCGAUUGGAUGGAGCUCUAAGAAUGAUAUGAUAGUACUCAGUUCUGACUGGAGGAGAGUUUUGAUUGUGAUGAUUAUGCAAAGCUGUGAUUGGAUGAACAAAGACGUGUGUUUUUUUAAAAACUGUGCUAUUGAUCAUGUUGAUGUUUUCAUUAUAUUGGUAUCAUUGAACACUAAUUAUUGGAAUAUGCAACAAAAUAAUGAUACAUAUGAGGGAUUCUCACAAUGUUCAUUCUCUGGAAGAAUUAAAUUAUGAGAUAUGAAAUAAAAAAAAUAAUAAAUUUUAGUAGGAUGAGUUGUUUACCUAUAGUAAAUGAUUUUUGUGUGAUAAGUAGAUUUUGUGAAUGUUUACAUGUAAAUAAUAUGUAUUACAGUAA